Messenger RNA from Alternaria rosae, 2502 nucleotides. RefSeq names its product heterokaryon incompatibility protein-domain-containing protein. The record is from RefSeq and is a predicted model, not a curated record. The transcript has 2 exons. NCBI's taxonomy places the organism in Eukaryota, Fungi, Ascomycota, Dothideomycetes, Pleosporales, Pleosporaceae. The coding region runs from base 174 to 2180 and encodes 668 amino acids.
CGUUUACUUUCCAGGGCAGGAGAGCUUAAAUAAUUUGAGGCCCAGAGCUGGCUCGCUUCGCUAUUUCAUGUCAAUCUGGCGGGCACGCAGGGUGUCGCCGGACGUAAGCACUCGGUAAGCUGCAUCCAUCCAAGCUCACAUUUUGAUGAGGUUUGAGGUAACAACCACUCACGAUGGGUGUGCACGUCAACCAAGCCACACCAAUCCAGGCCCACCUCGAUUACAAGCCUUUACCGCAUGCGAGCGAGUACCUGCGUAUUCUCAGCCUGCACGCUGGUAACGCAUGCGAGCCUAUCCGAUGUAGCUUGCGUCCAGUCAGCUUCCACGAGAAGCCGUAUUAUGACGCUCUGUCCUAUACCUGGGGCGACCCCAACGCCACGAAGCUGAUCGAGGUCGAUGGCGUCGCGGUCGAAGUCACCUCCAACCUUGAGCAGGCGCUGCGGCACAUGCGCGACGUGAACACCGAUCUUGCCCUCUGGGUAGACGCUGUGUGCAUCAAUCAGUUGGAUACGACGGAGCGGUCGCACCAAGUGGCCCUCAUGGGCAAGAUAUAUUCCGGAUGCGCCCAGGUACGAAUUUGGCUAGGCUGCAAUGCUUCGCGAUGCCGGCUUGGCGAUGGAGCAAAUGACGACUUGAAAGGAGCGGAUCCAUUCGGAAUCAUCUGUUUGCUAGCAAGUGGUCGCCAUGUUUAUGAAUGGCAAUGUUUCCAACCCCAGACUCCCGAUACGGCUGUCUACAAGCCCGACGGAAUCUUCAAUGCGAUGUGCGAAGGCUUUCUCGCUAUCUACCGAAGUCCUUGGUGGACACGCCUUUGGACCGUACAAGAAGCCGUCUUACCAAAGACAGGCACUUUGUACUUCGAUACAUGGACGAUAUCGCUUCAGACGGUCACCGAUUGCGGGUUAUACUACGACCGACAUGCCUGGAAACCAUGUUGUAAUCACCCCGUAUCACAAAUGCCAAUCACAAUGAGCAGUUCUCUAAAGGACUUCUGCACCAUGACUCGGAGCCUUUAUCAUGAUCGAAAACGCGAUGGCAGCGGCAAGCUCAAGCAACACGACCUACAAACACAACAUGUAGUAUAUGGGUUCCGGGCGUGUGAGGAUCCGCGCGACAAGGUCUACGGGCUGUUGGGGGUCAUUGAUGACCGAUUCUUCACCCCGGAUUACACUUUGUCUAAAGAGGAAGUUUUCUUCCAGGCUACUUACACAAUGCUUUGUCGCGAACGGGGGUUCUUGAAGAGUCUGACAGGCCCUCAAUAUGGCCCAGCGCCGGACAAACUGGCGUCCUGGGUGCGCGACUUUGAUGCGCCUUACGAUCGCAUGGACGUCGAUGUAGUUUUCGAUCGGUACAAGCUUUUUGAUAAUGGCGUCUUCAAUGCUUCCGACGACCACAGAUCGAGCGCUGUAUUGCUAAAAGCUUCCCCGCGGUCGUCGGGUGAGGUGGUAGGACGAGUGGGGCUUGGUGUCAUAGGCAGGCGUGUAGGCAAAGUCACCUUUGUAUCCGAAGACGUACAGACCUUAAUAUCCCCGAAAGAUGAUGCUGCCACCAGACAUAAAGUUGUCUUCAAGAGAUGGAUGUUAUCCGCGCUCAACUCGAGUGCUUUUGACACGCUAGCUCACAUUAGUGUGCAGAGCAAUCUCUAUAGAGAGCCGAAUACGGCCAUGGCGUUUUGGCGAACACUGCUUGGAGGAUUUGACAUUCCAGUCGGUACAGAAGGCCACGCGUGGGAUCUCAAAUUCAGUCCUGCAACGAUGCGUUGGCUCGAACACUUUCUUGCAUGGGUGGAAGGAGAAGAGUAUACGAUUAAUGCCACACUAUGCCAUAUGAUCUCCGUCAUAACACAUGGUCGUUGCUAUUUCAAGACCGGGAACCAUGGUCAGGGCCUCUGCUAUCCGCACGCCCGUGUUGGGGAUGAGAUAUGGGUCCUUGACGGGGGAAGAGUUCCGUUUGUCCUGCGACCUACGCAUUUAGAUCAAGAAGAAAAAGACGCACUAAGAUCAGAGGAUACGGACCAAUUUGGGGCUGAUGAAGGCAAUAGAUCUAGUAGAAGCCAUCAAUCCGACAAACCAAUUGAGGGAUACUAUCAGUUCAUCGGCGAUUGUUAUUUCGACGCGUACAUGCACGGGGAAGCGAUCCGAGACAGCACGUUGCGUGAACAGUCUAUUGUAUUGGUAUAAAGGGGCUGCGGAGUAAGAUAAGAAAGGUUUAUCAGCAAAGACGCUGCGAAGAUCGCUGAUCGAGUUGUUACGAGGAGGUCAUGUGAAUUCUCCCGCAUUCGACCCGAGACAUGACAUUCCCAACUCCGGAUGUGACGCGAGAGGACUUCACAUAAUCGAGAUGAAUGAGAGGCAAGGGAUGGCUUUGGUUCGAGUACUAUACUGGUCAUGCAAUUCUAUUUCAUAAUCGCCCUCCUAAAACCACGCUAUGCAAAUCUAUCAACGUCUACGACCCCAACCGCUCAAUACCUUCCCAUCACAUACAUAUCCCCCUCCAACCCCA